AUGGAUUAUUGGUCCGAGCAAAUUGUUAUUGUUGAAGAGAGGCGACGAUUCGGCGAAAUGGCGAACGUCACCGCCGUCGAGAUUCCGCAAUGGAUUCACGACAAUCACGAUCAAUUCCAUCCGCCGGUUUGCAACAAAUGCAUGUUCUCCGAUCAGCUGAAGGUGUUCUAUGUCGGCGGUCCGAAUCAGCGCCUCGAUUUCCAUCUCGAAGAGGGCGAGGAGUUCUUUUUUCAGCGCAAGGGCGACAUGGUGCUGAAGGUUAUCGAGAAGGGCACAAUUCGAGAUUUGGUUAUCAAGCAAGGCGAGAUGUUCAUGCUGCCGGCACGUGUUGAGCACUCACCGCAGCGUUUCGCCAACACGAUGGGUCUCGUCGUGGAGCGAGAGCGCAAAAACACCGAGUUCGAUUGUGUACGGUUCGUCGUGGGUUCCUCAAACGUCACAUUAUUCGAACGCUGGUUUCAUUUGAACGAUGUCGUCAAAGAUCUGCCGCCGCUCAUCAAAGAGUUCUACAAUUCCGCCGAAUUCAAAACCGGGAAGCCCGGCAAAGGGACGUUCGCCGUGAACGCUCCAUAUGAGGCGAAAUGGAUUGAUCUACCAGCUCCGGUCAAUCGGAAAGAGUUCAUCUAUGAUCAUAUAAGCGAUUUGAAAAAUGGUCCGGUGAAAAUCUACGGACCACCCGAGUACAAAACGGAGGUGAUGCUUCUCGGCGAGGGCUCGUAUGAUCUCGAGAGCGGCUCGGUUGAGUUGCUCAUCUGGCUUCAGGAGAACACAUUUGCCGUCAUCGAAGAGAGCGGAUUCACGUACGCGCUCAAAUCGGAGACGAUGGUCCGCCUUCGAGAGCACACCAAAUGCCUGCUCAACGUCAAAGGCGGAUUCGUGAUAACCAUUCGAAUGACGAGCUAG
Molecule: messenger RNA, 903 nt
Organism: Caenorhabditis bovis
Lineage: Eukaryota; Metazoa; Nematoda; Chromadorea; Rhabditida; Rhabditidae
Source: the annotation of a GenBank genome assembly